Molecule: messenger RNA, 1344 nt
Organism: Phoenix dactylifera (date palm)
Lineage: Eukaryota; Viridiplantae; Streptophyta; Magnoliopsida; Arecales; Arecaceae
Source: RefSeq, a predicted model, not a curated record
UUUGCUCCUUUUCUGCUCAAUUUUUUUCUCUCUUACUUGGAUUCUAUUGGAGAAUUGUCUUCUUCAGAUAAUAUCACUCGGGUCUUUCAUCAAAUAAUUAUUUUGAUCUUUUGAAAAAAAAAAGAUAUUUUUUUUGGUAAAUAAAGAAAAAAGAUAGUUACUGUCCCCUUUGAGGCCGCUGUGAUGAUCAGCAAUUGCUUAUUUUUUGUUUAAAUACUAUCAAAAUUUGAUUUUGAACUCAUUAUUCUCGGUAUUUCAUGCUGAAUUUUGACUGGUUUCUUGACUCAUUUGAUUUUAUCGUUUUGUGAGUUUAAGAUUUGGGUGUUUGGGGGCUCUUAUCUCUUCUCUGUUUUAAUCUAAUUGCGAAAGGAGCAUUUGCUGAGAUGUUUGUAAAACUUCAACUUUUAGGUGGUUACAGCUAAUGCCAUGUUUCUAAUUUUGAUUUGCAGAGUGAAUUCAAAUUAGAAUUAAAUUUCCGAUCCUUUGAGACAUAUACAUCAUCAGAAUGGCAGUAGGACAGGCUCAACAUGAAGGAUCUUUAGCAACUGGUUUAGAGUUUGUUCCUCGGACACGCAUUUUAGGAAGAAAAAGGGUUGUGAUUUCAAGUAAUUUGGAUGCAUCUAAUUUAUCUUCUCGAUUAAGUGGACCGUUGCAAAGGAAGCAUGGUACAAGAUAUCACAUGGAGAGAUCUAAUCGCCUCGAGUUGCUGCCCCAGGAUGUCGUGGUUAGGAUACUGUGUAAGGUGAAUCAUAGCGACUUGAAACAACUCCUUCUGGUAUCCAAGUUUGUCCAUGGCGCGACUUUGAUUGCUAAGGAGAUGCAUUUCGCUUUUAGCACUCCGUCUUCGAGGCCUCUCUUCGGGAGGGGAAGACAUACGGGAGAUACUGAUCCAGAAGUUAGUGAAGAGGCACCAAAUGCACCAAAGCAACAGAGGGUUGCAAGGUCACGGUUUGACGAAAAAACACUAUCAAGUAUUGCUGUUGCUCUCUUCACAUCACAGAAUGGAUUAGUUGCGGAUAUGUAGAUAUGAAAUUUUUAGCAGUCUUUGUUCAUGUAAACCAUUUUGUAGACAUUAUACUAGGUCGGCUUUUUUGUCUUCGAUAGUUACAGUUUCUGCGGCUGUAUUCUGUUAAGUCACUGUGGAAGCCUUCCUUCAAAUGCUUUUAUUGAAGAGAGAUGGCUUCAUAUGAUGUGUGUAAUUAGAUAUAGGGAUGAUGUUCGAAGAGUGUUUCUCUGUUCCAUGUACAUAAAUUUGUUGUAUGCUAGGAUCAAAUUGUAUUUAAGGCUUAUCCUUCUUUAUACAUAAGGAGAAUAAAAUCAUGGUCUCAAUAUUUGUUUAUCAGA